AUGGGAGAAAUCAUUAUGUUGAACGGGAGUCAACCUGAUAAACAAUCAAAAUUCAACACUUAUGCUACCAUCACUUCAUCGCUUGCAACUGUGCAUUUAAGAGCCAUAGAAUGCAUUAAUAAUUUUCUUUUAAUCAUAGUAGAUAAUGUCGAAGAUAAAUGGUGGUUUACGCAGCAUCGAGAGGAUGAUCAACAAACAUGGGCAUUUCUAUUUGAAUUGAGUGAUCAAAUCACUGGAAAAGGAAUAUGGUUAGAAGGCGAUGUGUUAGGUGUAUAUAAUACAAUGCGUGUAAAAGUAAUUGGUGCAUUAGGUAUGAUUGCAAGGCGACAAAACGUUAUAAACGAUAACAAGUUCUUAAUGCUAUAUAUGACAUAUGCUAACAAAGAUUUUGAUUAUGAUGAGCCAGUUUUUGUUCAAGGUGGCUAUUUACCUUUACUCGAAAGUAUGGUUGAUGCAGUACGCAAAAUG
Cetraspora pellucida is the source of this 468-nucleotide messenger RNA. NCBI's taxonomy places the organism in Eukaryota, Fungi, Glomeromycota, Glomeromycetes, Diversisporales, Gigasporaceae. The record is from the annotation of a GenBank genome assembly.